GUUGCAGUCUUCCCAAAAGUGAAUUUCCUGGUUGAUUUGCCUGCUUUGACGAGCUACUGGUACCUCAGGGACAACCUGUUGGAGACCCCUAGUCAGUGUUAUACACUACUCACAAAAAGUUGAAGUGCUGUUGAGCAAGGCACCACCAUUAACGUCACCGCUGCAGUGGCGGCGUCCGGAGGAGGAGGAGGAGGAGGAGGAGGACUUUCCCGGGCCACGCAGAGGACAACACCGGGCUCCUGGCCAACUUUCCACUUAAAUAAAAGGUGCAACACCCCUCUGCGUCGGACCUGCAGGCUCCGCCCCCUCCCUGCACACCUGAAUAUAAACAAGCGCAGGUGCAGCAUCAGCAGCACAAAGCCUGCUGCUCUGCCAGAACCGAGUGGUCACGUUGAAGCUCUCGUCUCAAGACAAUCUCGCCCUCCCAUCAUGGCCUCCAGCAUGUCACUACGAGGUUACUCCGUGAGCCGUCAGCCGUCUUUCUCCUGCCGCUCCCUGAUGGACAUGGGCCGCUCCCGCGCCUCCGUCUCCUUCUCCGCCGGCCCGCUGACCCGAUCCGCCUCCAUUGGCCACGACCUCAACGGCCCGUCUGGUCUCCCGCUCAACGGGCUGCAUGGCAACAGCGCCAACGAGAAGGAGGCCAUGCAGAGCCUCAACAACCGCCUGGCCAAGUACCUGGACAAGGUGCACUCGCUGGAGCGUUCCAACGCCGACCUGGAGGCGAAGAUCAAGCGCGUGAUGAUGGAGCGCAUCCCCAAGGGCCACGACCUGGAUACUAUGAUGGCCCAGGCGCACGCCGUGGAGCAAGAGGUGAGGAAGAAGACUUUGGAAAACGCUCGCCUCAUGCUGGAGAUCGAUAACGCAAAACUGGCUGCUGAUGACUUCAGAAUCAAGUGGGAGACGGAGCUGGUGAUGUGUCAGUCGGUGGAGCGAGACUGCGUGGCGCUGAAGAAAGCCAAGGCCGACCACGAGCAGAUCAUCGCCUCCCUGAGAGGAGAUCUGGACAGCCUGAAAGAGGAGCUCUACUUCCUCAAGAGGAACCAUGAGGAGGAAAUGGAGCAGAUGAAGUCCCGCAUCGCCAGGGAUGAGGUGAACGUGGAGGUGGACUCGGCCCAGGGACCAGAACUGGCAACCAUCCUGUCCGAUCUACGGAUCCAGUACGAGGGGAUUGUCAAGAAAAACAAGGAGCAUGCCGAGCACUGGUAUCGCAAGAAGCUGGAGACGGUGCAGAAUGACGUCAAGGAAAGCAACGAGGCCCUGAGGGGUGCCCAGAGCGAGCUGGUCGAGAGGCAGCGCUUCCUCCAAAACCUCGAAGUGGAGCUGGAGAGUUUGCACAAGCAGGUCGCUGCCCUGGAGGGUAACCUGGGCGAGACGAGUCACAAGUACUCUGCCGAGAUGGAGCGUCUGCAGGUCACGCUCAACCAGCUGGAGGAAGACCUCUCGCAGCUCCGGCUGGACAUGCAGCGCACCAAAACCGACUACGAGCAGCUCCUCCGCAUCAAGCAGAACCUGGAGAUGGAGAUCGCCACCUACAGGCGCCUGCUGGAGGGCGAGGAGAGUGUUAAGGAAGUUCCACCUCCACCAAAAAAAAACAUUGUCUGUGCAGAAGAGCCUGACGUUCGCACCAGGAAGAUCGUGAAGGUGGUGACCCAGACCAUGGUCAAUGGCAAGGUGGUGGACGAAUCCAGCGAGGUGGAGCAAAUCGAGGAGACCAAGAAAUAGGAAAGAAAUAUCACGUAUUGUUCGUUACUUUGAAUAAUACAACAUAGUCAUGUAUCCUUAUACCAAGUUUAGAUUAGAUUUGUAGCUGAAGAACCAGCUAAAUAAGCGUUAAACAAAAAAUUCAGUGGACUGAAUAUUAUAAUAUUUAUUUCUUAGUGUAGUAGAGUGUACUG
Dunckerocampus dactyliophorus (ringed pipefish) is the source of this 1895-nucleotide messenger RNA. RefSeq lists its product as uncharacterized. The transcript has 12 exons. Bases 430 to 1722 code for a protein of 430 amino acids. Lineage: Eukaryota; Metazoa; Chordata; Actinopteri; Syngnathiformes; Syngnathidae. The record is from RefSeq and is a predicted model, not a curated record. Gene Ontology annotation, molecular function: structural molecule activity.